AUGAUAUCCUUCAGCCGGCCCCUCCUCGCCGUGCGAUACCGCAACUGGGAGCGCUCCCUUAGAAGGUUCAACAGGAGCUUGCGGUGGAACUUGUGCCGCUGGCUAACCCGAGGCACGUACGAAAACAUGAAAUUUCGCAAAGGCUGGAAGGCCACAUUCGUCAACCCGCAGAAGCGAGCCUUGCCUGCGGACAGCCGCCCCGUACAAUACUGCGACAUGGACAAGUUACACAAGCAGGACCGCGAAUACCGCACUAGUCUGAAAUUUGAUUAA
Molecule: messenger RNA, 273 nt
Organism: Babesia bigemina
Lineage: Eukaryota; Apicomplexa; Aconoidasida; Piroplasmida; Babesiidae
Exons: 2
Coding region: 1-273 (90 amino acids)
Source: RefSeq, a predicted model, not a curated record